Messenger RNA from Daldinia loculata, 3491 nucleotides. Its product is annotated as DNase I-like protein. The record is from RefSeq and is a predicted model, not a curated record. Bases 142 to 3303 code for a protein of 1053 amino acids. Lineage: Eukaryota; Fungi; Ascomycota; Sordariomycetes; Xylariales; Hypoxylaceae. Gene Ontology annotation, biological process: phosphatidylinositol dephosphorylation. Gene Ontology annotation, molecular function: phosphatidylinositol-4,5-bisphosphate 5-phosphatase activity. The transcript has a single exon.
CUACACCGAGUUCAGCGCACGCGACCGAGAGUUGACAUAGGCACUUAUCCCUUUAUCCUAUACCGCAUUUUCGUUUUACGCUAUUUCCUAUUUCCUCAUCGUGGGGAAUUGUUUCAACAGCUCGACUAUAUAUAACCAACUAUGUCAUCCCCUAAUCGCGAUCCUACCGUUGUGUCGGAUACGGAACCAGUCGAGGAAGAAGCUUCGAACCAAUAUUCUCUCUCCCGCGCUGUGCGUGCUAGAAAGUCCGAGUAUGUCAGAUCCCACCGAAUACGGAUAAAGGUUGGGUCCUGGAAUGUUGCUGGUUGCCCUGGCACCGACAAAGACUUGGCGAGUUGGUUCAUUGACGGCAAAGGGGUCGAGCCACAACUGGAUUCGAAGCUGGCUCGGAUGAACUUUUCCGAGGAGAGUGCAGAACUAGAAACAGAUGAAUUCGAAGAUGCUAGAUCACAGACGAGCGGGAGACACAGCAUUAAUUCAGGGGUUCAAGAGAGUUUAAACUUAGACGACGAGACUACGCAAGAUGGAAAUGAAGAACCACACGUUCGCCUGCUAGGUGGUGAUAAGAUAGGGCUUUAUGUUCUUGGACUGCAGGAAAUCGUCAAUUUGAACAUUGUCGCCCAAACCUUCUAUUCUGACCCGGCCGCUAUUGCGAAAUGGAAAGAUGCGCUCGAAGCUGCCCUACCAAAGGGCUACACCCUUGUUGCCUGCGAGCAACUUGUCGGCCUUCUUCUACUUAUAUACGCGUCUCCCGAAGUAGCUGAAACUAUAUCAAACGAGUCUACUAUUAGUGUUGGAACCGGUAUAUAUGGCCUAUUGGGCUAUUGGGGUAAUAAAGGAGCAAUUUCAUCUCGCAUCCUCCUAGGCGAAACCACCCGACUCGUUUUCACUAAUUGCCAUCUCGCUUCCGGUCACGAUCAGACCAGUCUCGACAGACGAUGUUGGGACUAUAAUAGGGUCAUGACCCAGACCAAAUUUACUCCCAUUAAUCACGGCGGUGUACUCGAGGAUGAGGGCGAAAAAUUAGGGGAUGAAGACUUUUCUUUCUGGUUUGGAGAUCUAAACUUUCGCCUAGAUGAUUUACCUGGAGAAGAUAUCCGACGCUUACUGAUGCUACAUACUCGCGGCGAGUAUGACGUAAAUAAGAAGCGUACCGGGGAGAUGUUCAGCGACGACGGAGUCAUUGUGUUACGCAACAAUGACGACGAAGAUGGCACAAAUACGCCUGGCAUGAUUUCGCGUGAAACAUCUUUCGAUAAAGAUUCUAGCGAGGAAAGUACUGAACUCCCAGAUCCAGAUGACUUCAUUCCUGACCCGCGCGAUGAUCCGGCGUCUUUACAAGCCACACUGGAUUCCUUACUCCCACAUGACCAGCUCAAACGUAUGAUCAAGGAGCGGAAAGCGUUUCACGAAGGUUGGCACGAGGGGCCUAUCACGUUUUUACCAACAUACAAGUAUGAUGUUGGUACUGUAGGACUCUUUGACUCUUCAGAAAAGCAGCGAGCCCCGAGUUGGUGCGAUCGCAUCUUGUAUCGCACGCGCACGGAUAUAGGUCAAUAUGAGAAGAAAUGCCAAGACGAAAUCGACGCUAAAAAGAAGGACGAGGAUAUGCAAAGAAGAGGCAUUGACCAGGCCGCGGAAGAUGAGAGCGUUUUAUUUGAUUAUGAUCCUGCCACUGAUUCAAGCGCCGACAACCAGGGAUACAGCGACGCCAACUCUUACGAAUACGAUGAAUAUGACGAGGGGGAUGAGGAUACAGGACAUGUUGUAACGAAGGAAGGCUUCGUUGAUAAAAUCAGCUUGGAUAUAUAUACCAGCCAUCAGCGGAUCAUGUCGUCAGAUCACAAACCAGUAGUUUCUGUGUUUACAUUGGAUUUCGAUGCUGUAGUCCCCGAGCUAAAGGCGAAAGUCCACGCCGAAGUAGCAAGAGAACUUGAUCGAGCGGAGAAUGAAGGGCGACCAGGAAUUACUGUUAUUGUCGACGGAAAAGACUCAAUCAAUAAGGAUAACGGUAACAAGCACGCGGCCGAUGGAAGCGAAGGAGUUGACUUUGGUGAGAUCGGGUUCCUGCGAAGAGAAUCUCGGUCUCUAACAAUUGCCAAUACUGGACGUGUUCCGGCGAAUUUCUCCUUUGUAGAAAAGCCGGACACAGUCGAUGCAAGCGAAUAUCCGAAUUGGUUGGAAUUUAAAUUUGUCCGUUCGGAGGUCAGCCGCAAUGGACAAGUAGAAGAUGCCCUUGGUGAUGAAAUCACUUUAGAGCCGGGGGAAACAGUCAACGCUGUUAUACAGGCCUAUAUUUACGACCUCGUCCACAUACAAGCAUUGAAUGAAGAAACAGCGCAAUUAGAGGACGUGUUAAUAUUACGUGUCAUUGACGGGAGGGACCAUUUUAUCCCGAUUAGGGCUACUUGGAUACCAAGUUGCUUCGGGCGUUCACUUGAGGAGCUUAUUAGAGUUCCGCGUGGUGGCGGCAUUAGAGCACUAGUAAAGGAGCGACGAAAAGGAGGAUCGAUACCUUACACAUUGGAAGUACAUAAAUCAUCACCCGGUGAGCUUUUUAAGCUUACAGAAGCCGUUCAAACCUUGGUAGAACGGGUAAUAGCCGACGAAAACAUGUUAGAAGAAGCAAGGGUACCACGCGACCAGCCUGGUUGGCCAUUCGACGGAGGUGCGUGGCAAGCGUCUCAUGCUGAGGAUCAUGACGAACUACGAGCAGCCAUUGUUGAGGCUUUAGAGGAGGAUAGAUCUGUGUUAGACACUAUCCGAGCUGAUGUGCCGACAUUAAAACGCCUCGAAAUUGUGAGCGAGGUACUUCUACUGUUCCUUCGCAGCAUGCUAGAUGGGAUCAUCACUGCACCCCUAUGGGCUAAGAUCGAACAAGCUCUACCUAAUAUAGGGAGCGGGAAGACCCCUGCUGAUGUCGAAGCAGCCAAGACUGGCAUCCUCGAUAUACUGUCAACGGCGCCUUAUUAUAACAUUUCCUUCGUAUUCCUCAUGUCUAUGUUGACACGGGUCGCAAAUGACCUAGUACCACUCAAUAAGGAAGAGUUCGGGGCCUUAAAUUCUCUCAAACCUACCAUGGGGAGGCGCAGCCUCAGCUUUCGUCGAAGUACUGGAUUAGGGACUAUCGACGUGGCUGCGAUACAACGAAGGUCGGCAUGGGAAAGGAGAGCUUCUGAGAUUUUCGGCGUAGCAAUAUGCAGAGCACCAAUGCCAGCAAAUCCGAAAGAGAGGAAGGCUCUUGAGGAUAAAAUGAGGGGAUCCGUUGAGGUUUUCCUCCGCCCGGAUGGCGUACAGGGGUGAGCCUCUACUAAUAGACAGGUUAUUGGGUGCGAAAUAACAAUAGGAGAGUGGUAUAUAGAGAGAAAAUGCCUAAACGAUUUACUCGCACAUUAUAAGUUUAUACCUAAUGCCUAUAAUAACUGUCUGGCGCUGAUUUGAUUGAUAUUUCGCUAACAUAGGGCAAAGUUUAACCCUCAUUAUCAUGAACC